Acaulospora morrowiae is the source of this 2949-nucleotide messenger RNA. The record is from the annotation of a GenBank genome assembly. NCBI's taxonomy places the organism in Eukaryota, Fungi, Glomeromycota, Glomeromycetes, Diversisporales, Acaulosporaceae.
AUGGGGUCUUCUCCGGGAGAAAGAUACGUAGCCACUUGGAGUAGAGAAGAUGGAGUACUUGCAAUGUGGCCAGUUCUUCACGAUUCAACUAAAUUAUCUCGCAUAUUUUCGGCCAAAACACCUUUUAAUAAGACAACCGUUGGAAAUACCGAGAAAAUAUAUGUUUCUGUAUCCGAAUAUGGCGAUUAUGUCUCCAUAGCAAAAGUAACAAUAAUUGAACAUACCACCGAAACUGUGAACAUGGACUCUGCUAAUUCGAGCAGUGCUAAAGCAGAAAAACCAGAGGCAUCUUAUGUUAUCUAUUCAACUAAUAUUAAUGAACAUCAUCGGCAUGAUCACACUUCACGGUUAAGUCUUCUUGAUCUUUCGGGUCCAUUAAUUUUUUGUCAUGAUUCUCGUAUGGUGGGCUUCACUGAUGAUUUCAUGUACCUAUUCUCUACAAGAACCUGGAAGGUUGUAAAUAACGUAUGCAUUUCUCAGCUCGUCCAAAUUGCUCCUCGUUAUUCGCCUGAUAGCAACGUAUUUAUUACGGAGAUCUAUGAUAUUCUUAUUCACAGUUUAAGAAACGAUUGUUUGGUUUGGCCGGAGGGUAAAUCUGGUCUUAGUGUUUGGGAUCCUGAGGGAACGUUAAAGCAAUGGUUUUAUGUUGAAUAUGAAAAUUUACUAUCAUCGCGUAAUUUAUAUGCUAUAUCUCAGAAUGGAAGAAUUGUUGCGAGGUUUUACGAAGAAUCAGAUCCAGAGAAUGAAACAUCAAACACAAGCAUUUUAACCAUAUACCAUGUUCCGACUGCGUUAACAGUUUGCGAGAUUGAGGUUCCUAGUUCAACUUUUCAUAUUUCCUUUUUAGCACAGAGAGAACAGAUAAUUGUAUGUUCGAACGCUGAAGGUUCGCUUCGCACUCAGAUCUGGGAUUGUUGGGGCGGAUUGUUAGUUUAUGAAGAAGAUUGUGCCCGAUUUAACGCAGACAAUCCAUUUUUGAUCUUUGAUGAAUUUUUUGUUCAAGCGGUUGAUAAGGAAUUUCGAUUGUGCCCUCUUUUUUCAGCAGCUCCGACAAAUUUGGAACCAUUAAAGAGGUUCGAUGAGUGGAAGGCAACUGGAAAAGAAUUAAAACUCUCUACUGCCAUCGAACAACAUUUAACUCGGUCGCUCUGUUGGGGUUACAUCCACGAUGAGGAAAAUAUUUUGGUCAGUAAAUUCUUGAUUGAACCGUGGCAUUCCUUUAAUGCAUCCAAGGAAUUAUUGUUUGCAAAAUGGCUCGAUAAUCAUGGAAACAGAUUUUUCUUAGUUGGGAAAGAUAGCGUACAAGUUUAUAAGACAUUACCUAAGGAAAAUCAAAAAUUCAUCAAGAUUGAAUUACAGUACAUAUGGAUGGUUCCGUUGACGCAAGAUGGUACUAUUCAAGAUGUUUCAUUAGAAGCUCGUGAAGACGAGGACUAUAUCGAAUUCGAGAGUGAAGAAAGGAUUAUAAAUUAUAAUCUUCACAUUCAAUUAACGAAUAAUUUCACGGAAAUAAUCCCAAUACCUAAAGUGAACGAAAUGGCUAGUUAUAGGAUAAUAUCGGACGCGUGCGCGGCAAUCCAUUAUAUUCGCCUGCGAUUCCCCGAGGAAAGUGGUUACUUUAGUCGCCUGGCGAUUAGAGAACAAUUAAGAAUUUUACUCAUCUCGUCUGUCCAGUCCUACCCAUCUAUGUUUAACAAAAUCUCAAUUGGCGAAGGCGAAUAUAUUUAUCCCAUGGAAGAUUUUAUCGUUCUCGGGUGGGAUGAAUUAGUAAAAAAAAUUUUGGAAUAUAAUCGGUAUAUUCCAUUAUUUCAUAACGAUGAACAAACGGAAAGUGCAUUAUCUUUAUUAGUAGAUCUUCAAAAAUCAGAGCUUGUACAACUUUUAGUACAGUAUAUCGUCCGUCACCUCCGAGAAAGAUAUAAUUAUAAUGAAAAAAUAAUUGCGCGAAAAGGAAAGAAUCGUACCGGUCGGGUUCAACAACCUGGAUACGCGUGGACAGUAGGAAAGAUAUUAUUAGAUUUGAAUAAAUAUUAUCCGGAUAAAGGGAUGUUCAUAAUGAAGGAAUCUAGUUAUUUUACGACCUCCCUGGAGACACCCACAAGAAUCCUAAAUACUAAGUUGGGAAACCCGUAUCAAACUGAAGAAAGAAGUGAACAUGAUGAAUUAGCUGCAAUUACUCGUAUGGCAAAAUUACCGAAAGUCAGGCAAGCACCCGCAGAGAGUCCAAAGAAAUACAAAAAAAAAUGGUUUGGCCUCAUGGAAGAGGAGGUCGGUGUAAAAGAUGAAACGAUGGAUUUUUUCCCACAAGAUUAUAAUGGUGAAAAAAUAAAAAAGAUUGAUUGGAAGAAGGAAAUAUACGGCGAUCGAAGGCAGAAGCGUAAAGAAAGAUUAGGGAAUACUAAAAAAACUCAUCCUGCUAAGCUCUGUGUUGUUCCGUGGCCAGAUUUUUGUGUUUAUCCCCCGCCUAAAAGCAAUCAUGAAGCCAUAUGGGAUUUUCACGUGACUGCUUCAGAGAGGAGCCCAUUUGCUGAAGUUGCCCUAAAUGGUCCUUCAGAGAUGUUCAAUGAAAUUUCUAUGGAAGCUGUUAUUAAGUUUAAAUGGGAAAAAUUUGCAAAAAUUCGAUUUUUAUGGCAACUUUCUGCCUAUGCUGCUUAUGCUGUAAUUUUCUGUGUGUCGGUUAGCACUAAAAGUGUUUUAAUCCCUGACUCUGGACGAAAUAUAUGGGCGAAUAUUGUGUUCAGCAUCACAUCCUUUAUAUCGAUUUUGUUUUUGCUUCAAGAAUUUCGGCAGAUGAGUGGUCGCCAGAUAAGUUAUUGGUAUAGCGUAUUCAACUGGGUUGAUAUGGCGUCUUAUCUAUUGCCAUUGGCGACGGGAAUAAUGGUUCUCUGUAAUGUGGAGCCUCCACAUUGGUUGAAAUGUUUUUCGGUUUUAAUGGUUUGGUUCAACAUG